This is a messenger RNA of Ochlerotatus camptorhynchus, 1440 nucleotides long. Its product is annotated as mitochondrial enolase superfamily member 1-like. Gene Ontology annotation, biological process: carbohydrate catabolic process; amino acid catabolic process. Bases 41 to 1405 code for a protein of 454 amino acids. NCBI's taxonomy places the organism in Eukaryota, Metazoa, Arthropoda, Insecta, Diptera, Culicidae. The transcript is spliced from 9 exons. The record is from RefSeq and is a predicted model, not a curated record. Gene Ontology annotation, molecular function: L-fuconate dehydratase activity; magnesium ion binding.
AAACGAAAGUCCCAUAAAUAACGAAACGACACAAUCAACAAUGACUGCUACACCUGUCAAGGAUAAAUGUCUGAACAUUACAACCCUGGAUGCGAAGGAUAUCCGAUGGCCAACUUCGCUGGGGGCUCACGGAUCGGAUGCGAUGCAUACGGAUCCGGAUUAUUCGUGUGUUUACGUGACGAUUCACACUGCUGAGGGAAUUUACGGCAAUGGGCUUACUUUCACCUUGGGUCGCGGAACGGAUAUCGUCCUGCUUGCGGUUAACGCGAUGAAGCGAUUCGUUGAGAGCCGUACCACUGCAAGCAUUUAUCAGAAUUUUUCUCAAUUUUGGCGCGAAAUCACCAGCGAAUCACAACUGCGAUGGAUUGGUCCUGAGAAAGGUGUUACGCAUCUGGCCGUUGCUGCGAUAAUCAACGCCCUGUGGGAUUUGUGGGGCAAGAUUCGUGGGGUUCCGGUGUGGAGACUUUUGUCAGAAAUGGAACCGGAGGAACUUGUAUCUACUAUCGACUUUCGAUACAUUACGGAUGCAAUCUCACCGAAAGAAGCGAUUCACAUUCUAAGUGAAAGUAAACCAAUGCGUAAAGCAAGGAUUGAUGAUCUCCUUCGUAGUGGCUAUCCAGCUUAUAUGACACAAGUUGGUUGGCUUGGUUACAGUGAUGAGCAAAUCCGUUCGCUAUGUCAGAAAUACAUUCAGGCUGGAUUCACCGCAUUCAAAAUUAAGGUUGGCCAAAAUGUGGAGAACGAUAUCAAACGAUGCAAGCUGGUCAGGGAAGAAAUUGGCUGGGAUAACAAGCUGAUGGUCGAUGCCAACCAAAUUUGGGAUGUGAGUACCGCUAUCGAUUGGAUGAAAAAUUUGAAGGAUUUUAAGCUGCUGUGGAUCGAAGAACCUACAUCCCCCGACGAUGUCUUGGGUCAUAAGAAAAUUGCUGAUGCCAUGAGGGAAUACAAUAUUGGAGUUGCAACUGGAGAAAUGUGCUGCAAUCGUGUACUGUUCAAACAAUUUCUACAGGCAAAUGCGUUGGAAUUUUGCCAGAUAGAUUCUGCUAGAAUCGGAGGUGUGAACGAAAUUCUAUCGGUUUAUUUAAUGGCGAAGAAAUUUAAUGUGAAAGUAUGCCCCCACGCUGGUGGUGUAGGACUGUGUGAGAUGGUACAGCAUUUGCAAAUGUGGGACUACACGUCCGUUUCAUGUACUAAAGACGACCGGAUGAUUGAGUUCGUUGAUCAACAGCAUGAACAGUUUGUUAAUCCGGCCAUUAUCAAUGAAAAUGCCUGCUAUAUAGCUCCCAAUGUGCCAGGGUAUUCAACAGAGUUGAAACCGGAGGCGAUUUCAAUGUUUGAAUAUCCACGUGGUUCCGAGUGGCAGCGGAUGUUUGCGAAGGGAAUCUUCAAGAAGGAGGAAUAUUAGAGGAGGGAGGUAAAACAUAACGAUAAUUUUGUGUU